Molecule: messenger RNA, 371 nt
Organism: Papilio polytes (common Mormon)
Lineage: Eukaryota; Metazoa; Arthropoda; Insecta; Lepidoptera; Papilionidae
Product: endocuticle structural glycoprotein SgAbd-3-like
Exons: 2
Cellular component (GO): chitin-based extracellular matrix
Molecular function (GO): structural constituent of chitin-based larval cuticle
Source: RefSeq, a predicted model, not a curated record
ACUAUAAUAUUAUGCGCGGCGUGGCUCGCUUGCGUACAUUGCCAGCAUGGACAACAGGGUCCUACCACUACACCGGUGCCCAUCCUCAAGCAAAUCAAUAGACAGAACGACGACGGCUCCUACAGCUACGGUUAUGAAGCUGCAGAUGGCUCGUUCAAGAUUGAAACCAAGUAUCCGAGCGGUGACGUCGCAGGGAAAUACGGUUAUGUGGAUGAAAGUGGAAAGCUCAGGGAGAUAUCAUACGGAGCAUCCAGCAAGCGAGGAUUUGAACCACAAGGUCAAGGCAUCAUGGUGCCCCCACCGACACUCAACGAUCCCUCCAACGCAUUAACAGACGGACAGGAGGACGACGGCCAGUACCGCGAGGACCC